Molecule: messenger RNA, 486 nt
Organism: Emys orbicularis (European pond turtle)
Lineage: Eukaryota; Metazoa; Chordata; Testudines; Emydidae
Product: cytochrome b-c1 complex subunit 8
Exons: 3
Coding region: 108-356 (82 amino acids)
Biological process (GO): mitochondrial electron transport, ubiquinol to cytochrome c
Source: RefSeq, a predicted model, not a curated record
CCAAGUGGAAAGCCUCGAUUUAAAUCCUUGAUUUUAAUCAGCGUUUCCAUUUGUACCUCAGGCAUUUUGUGGAGAGAGCUGCAUUCUCAUUGUACAGGCAAUUAAAAAUGGGUGGCCUUUUUGGAAACUUGGAAAGAGUGAGGCAUGUGAUCACUUACAGCUUGUCUCCAUUCGAGCAGAGGGCAUUCCCUAACUACUUCACCAAAGGAAUUCCAAAUGUAUGGAGGCGAUUUCGUUCACAGGUCUUCAGGGUAGCUCCUCCUUUUGUGGUGGCCUAUGUUGUUUACACCUGGGGGAACGAAGAAUUUGAGCGACUGAAAAGGAAGAACCCUGCUGACUUUGAAAAUGAUGAGUAAUACAGUUAAUAUGGAGAUCUCAGUGUAUUAAUGUCAGUGUCCCUUCCUUGUUUCUAAACUUGUUCACAUACACACAAAAGGAUAUUUAUUAUAGCAGGCUGCGAAAGCUUGUUCAAUAAAUCUUAGUUCC